AUGGGGCAGCUACGCGACUGCCCGACUUAUAUGAUGGAUGUGCGAUGGGUUGCAGGCUGUCGAGGCGCGUCAAACACCAGUAGACGUGCGGGCUCGGACAGAAGACUGCGAGGGCAGGACUGGCAUCUCACCUCUGGAAUUUCCGAGUUCGGUCGAGCUGCCAUGUCAGCGCGCAUGUCGGAUCGACAGGGACGCGCGAAGCGCGCAUUGGACAGGUGCCUGUCAUGGCCAGCGGAGGCUUCGCGCGGACAUUACCCGCCGACGCUGC
Messenger RNA from Schizophyllum commune H4-8, 268 nucleotides. RefSeq lists its product as uncharacterized. NCBI's taxonomy places the organism in Eukaryota, Fungi, Basidiomycota, Agaricomycetes, Agaricales, Schizophyllaceae. The annotation marks the transcript as partial. The record is from RefSeq and is a predicted model, not a curated record. The transcript has a single exon.